Messenger RNA from Aplysia californica (California sea hare), 978 nucleotides. Its product is annotated as QRFP-like peptide receptor. Gene Ontology annotation, biological process: G protein-coupled receptor signaling pathway. NCBI's taxonomy places the organism in Eukaryota, Metazoa, Mollusca, Gastropoda, Aplysiida, Aplysiidae. Gene Ontology annotation, cellular component: membrane. The record is from RefSeq and is a predicted model, not a curated record. Gene Ontology annotation, molecular function: G protein-coupled receptor activity.
GUUGUGUCUCCACUACAAGCACGGACCAUCUGCACCAUGCGUCACGCUAAAGUGGUGGUAGUCAUGGUCUGGGUGUUCUCCUUUCUCCUCGCUUUGCCCAUUCUCUUCAUAAUGGAACAUCAAGAGGUGGGCGUAAGAAUUAAAGCUUACUGGUGUGUGAAAUCGUUUUCUGGUAAAAUUCAACACAUCGCCUACGAGCUCUUCAUGUUGGUGCUCAUGUUUAUCUUACCGAUGGGCGUCAUGAUCUGCACCUAUGUCAUCAUUUGUGUCAAGGUUUGGCGCUUCACGGACAUGCGCGCAGACAUGCGUAGUGGGAGCUGUGUCAACCCCAUUGUUUACGCCUUCCUGUCCAAGAACUUCCGUCAGUCCUUCAAAGUCGCAGUCUGCGCAUGUGUGAAAGGAAAAGCGUUUGUUCGUGCCUAUCGCUUCAGCAUGUCUAUUGCCAGCACGAGGACUUCUGCUGUGGCUAGCGGAAGGAGUCAGCAAAGCGCAGUCAUUCGUCGUGAGAAAAGCAGCAGCAGCGGCAACGAACACACGCAGGUGCCCCAGAUGACAGUAGAGGAUGACCUCAUGGAGAUGAAACCUCUGGCGCAUCCUGAUGUUUGAGAAGUAAACGAAGAAAAAGGAACAGCUGUUUGGACAUAAUUUAGAAUUACAAUGAAAACUGACUGGUGAAAUUGAACACCUGUUUCCUUAUUUCGAUCUACUUAAUGAGGCAGGUAAUUGAAAACCUGUAGCCCCUUCCCUGUCAAGCCAAGGGCUGGUAGCUGAUUAGUUAACAGGUGAUAAUUUGAGAAAACUGUAAAACUGUAGAUAUUAUAUUUUACGCCUCCACUGACACUGUUUAUAAGUUUAUAGUUUGUGUCACCAUAUGGACACGGUGGAAUCAGGUACUUGUCCAUUUUGGGGCUUUUUUACUACUUAGUUGUUGGUAGCAAUUUAAAUCCUGUUGAGUGUUCUUGCUUUUUGUGAAAAAAA